AUGAUUGGAUUAGGGAAGAACCAAAAGAAAGAAAAACAGAAAUGUUUCCUUUUUAAAAUAACUUUCAUACUUUCCGUUUUUCUUUGGAUAUAUCAGUAUGGAAAUUAUGGGUGUAAAAUUAAUAGAACUUUAGAUAGGCACACUAUAGAAAUAAUUAAAGAGAUAAGAAAAAAUCGGUUAUUAUCCAAACAUGAAUUGAGUAAUACAGAAUACGAGGAAAGUGAUAAUGAACAGCUCCAAAGUAAUACUAAAAAAGUUUUAUAUAAAGAAGAAGGAAAUAAAUUAGAAAAGGAGGAAGAAAGGAAGAACUCCACCACAAAAAGAGGGAGUAAAGAAAAUAAUGAAGGUAUAAAAAGAAAUGACUUAAAAAAGGUGAAUAAAUUAAAGAGUGAAGAAGCACAAAAAGUUAUCCCCCAAUCUGGAAAGGCAUUAAAGAAAGAAGAAUUAGAAAAAGAUGACGAAAAAAACGAGAACACAUCAAAGAAAAAAGAGGUAAAAAAGGGCGAAGAAAAAAACGAGAAUACAUCAAAGAAAAAAGAAGUCAAAGACAGUGAUGAAAAAAAUGUUUAUACAUCAAAGGAAGAAGUAAAAAAUGAUGGUGAAGAAUGUGAUAAUGCAUUGGAAGGUGAGAAUGAAAUCGUUAAUACAUCAAAGGAAGAAGGAAUUAAAAAUGAUGAUGAAGAAUGUGAUAAUGCAUUGGAAGGUGAAGGCGAAACCGUUCAGAUAAAUAAGGAUGAAUUAUUAGAACAUAUCAAAACAUUGGUAGAAAAAAAACGUCGAGAUCGCUUAAGCGCAUGUGAUGAAAAAUUUGACAGUUCAGAGGAUUACUUUAAAUUAGGUUGUGAAGAUGAAUCAAUAAAUGAAGAAAAAGUCGCCCGAACAUAUAGUAAAUUAAAAAAAUACACAGUAUCUGGUUGGAAAAAGUUUAAAAAAAUUUGGAAAAAGAUAGAUGUUAUAAGUAAAUUGACUAAUAUGUUAGACCUCUUUGUUGAGAAACAAAUGUUCAAGGUGAAUGCUAAGAUAGACGAAUAUAAAAAAAAUCCGAAUAUGAAUAAAAAGACUUUAUGGUUGAUGAGAAUUAGAUACAGAAUUUUAUUCUUUCUAAUUCCUCUUAUUAUUUUUUCAGUCGGAAUUUUCGUUUUUAACACGCAAUCGGGAUUUAUAUCUUUUCUUGGAGGUAUUCUUAUUAGUAUUGGUAUUUCAUGGGUUAUGCGAGCUAUCAAGAAAAUGGUAAAAUAUCAAUUUCAUAAACAAGGAAUAGAAAAGCCUGAUACUGCGGAUUAUAUAAUUCUCUUGGAGAAAUUUUUGAUGAAAUUUGAAUCAGAGGAAGAAGACCCGGGUGAAGAAAAUGCAGAUGGAGAGAAAGCAGGUGGAGAAAGUGUAGGUGGUGAGAGUGUAGGUGGAGAGAGUGUAUGUGGAGAGAAUGCAGAUGGAGAGAAUGCAGAUGGAGAGAAUGCAGAUGGAGAGAAUGCAGAUGAAGUUAAUGCAGAUGAAGUUAAUGCAGAUGGCGAGAAUGCAGAUGAAGUUAAUGCAGAUGGAGGGAAUGCAGAUGGAGAGAAUGCAGAUGAAGUUAAUGCAGAUGAAGUUAAUGCAGAUGGAGAAAAUGUAGAGGGGGAAUAA
Plasmodium gonderi is the source of this 1620-nucleotide messenger RNA. Its product is annotated as Plasmodium exported protein, unknown function. Lineage: Eukaryota; Apicomplexa; Aconoidasida; Haemosporida; Plasmodiidae. Bases 1 to 1620 code for a protein of 539 amino acids. The transcript has 2 exons. The record is from RefSeq and is a predicted model, not a curated record.